CAAAUACCGCGCCUAGCCCUUUGUUUGCGUCGGUCAAAUCUGUGUUAGAUUCUUUGCUUUCGGCUCUUCGUGAUCGUUGUUGACAAUGCGCCCAGCAACGUUUAACGCGUCGAGGCACUUGUUUCUAUCAUGUCCUCAACGCAUACCUCCAUCCAUUGUUGCACUGAGAUGCACGCUCCCAGUCCUUGCUCGCCGUGCUAAUAGCUCUACUACCGAUGAACGAACACUCAACCAGAGUGCAGCAUUACUUGACUCUCUAAUGGGGUCUUCAUCAAGCCUCGACUUGAAGACUUCAUCACUAUCAGAUAUAUUAUCUCCCCCCGCGCCCCCAAUUCAGAAUUCAACUCCAGACGCUUCACAAAUGCUCAUUCCGCCAGUAUCCGACCCCCUUCUGCAUUUCCUCGCAUCUUCCCUGCUUAACCACGGAAAGCGUGCAAGGGCAGAGCGCAUCGUCUCCCGCACUCUCCUUUAUAUUCACGCUCUUACCCGCGCGCCGCCGCUACCCAUCCUCCGUCAUGCUCUCAUCACUGCUUCCCCCGCUGUCAAGUGCGUAUCACAGAAGCGCUCAGGAAAGAACGUCGUGAGACCUGCCGCGCUUACAGAAAAACAGCGCAUAAGGGCGGGUGUUCAUGCUGUAUUAGCCGCCAGCAAAAACAAGAGUGGAAAGACGGUGGAGGAGCGUUUAGCACGAGAGAUUAUUGCUGUUGUCAACGGAGACAGCAAAGCUAUUACUGACAAAGAGCUGAUGCACAAACAAGCCAUGGUCAAUAGGGGGAAUGCGCUCGUGAAGUGAGGAUCUUACUACUUUUUAUAUAUACAGACGACCAUGUGCAAAUAUUUCGUCUAUGGUCUGUCUAGGGGAGACUAGACUGAUCAUGCAGUCCUCCGAAGAUAUCAUUCGUCAGAGAGCUCACGCGCUCAUUGCUUAUGCUUGACUUAUUAUCUAUUUCUGCAUGAUCCCGAGGAGCAAUUUCGAGCUGCGGCGUGCGGAUUUGAGAC
Messenger RNA from Suillus subalutaceus, 999 nucleotides. Its product is annotated as ribosomal protein S7 domain-containing protein. Gene Ontology annotation, cellular component: ribosome. The transcript has 2 exons. Lineage: Eukaryota; Fungi; Basidiomycota; Agaricomycetes; Boletales; Suillaceae. The record is from RefSeq and is a predicted model, not a curated record. Gene Ontology annotation, biological process: ribosomal small subunit assembly; translation. Gene Ontology annotation, molecular function: mRNA binding; rRNA binding; structural constituent of ribosome. Bases 86 to 793 code for a protein of 235 amino acids.